Messenger RNA from Argiope bruennichi, 734 nucleotides. RefSeq names its product cuticle protein 10.9-like. The record is from RefSeq and is a predicted model, not a curated record. Gene Ontology annotation, cellular component: chitin-based extracellular matrix. The transcript is spliced from 4 exons. Gene Ontology annotation, molecular function: structural constituent of chitin-based larval cuticle. NCBI's taxonomy places the organism in Eukaryota, Metazoa, Arthropoda, Arachnida, Araneae, Araneidae. Bases 56 to 472 code for a protein of 138 amino acids.
CUCACCAAUUGCACUUCUCCCAGAUUUCAGCAGUCGCCUACCUACCUUUGACAAAAUGUUCAAGAUCGCUCUUAUCGCAUCUUUGGUUGCUGUAGCUUUCGCUCAGCGAUAUGGACAUGGAGGCUAUGGUGCUCCAGCUCCAUCAUACGGACAUGAUGACUACGCCCAGCCCAUCCCCUACCAAUAUGGCUUCGACAUCGUAGGAGGAGAUCAUCACUCCGGAGACUUCAAACAAACCCGACAGGAGCAUGGAGAUGGUCACGGCAAUGUCCAAGGAAGCUACGGAUACACCGACGCCCAUGGAAACUACAGACAGGUCGACUACGUUGCUGAUGCCCAUGGUUUCCGCGCUAACGUCAGGACCAACGAGCCUGGAACUGAAAACCAGAGCCCCGCUGAUGUUGAGCUCCAUGCCCAACCCCAACAUGGUGGAUAUGCUCCCCGACCAUCCUACGGACACUCACUCUAUUAAAUGACUUAGGACUUGUAAAUUUAUUUAAUUGCCUAGGAAACUUUCCAAAUCUGCUCAAGGACUCCUCUCUUGCUUUGAAGCCAUGGCUGCCCUGCGGUUCUUCAGCAGCUGCUGGACGUGCUCUUAAUCUGUAGCUAUAGGAGAUGUGUCGUCUUUAUUGGAGAGGACAGCACAGAUGCAAACACAUGCUCUGGCUCCUCUCCUUACAUGUUAUGUGUUAUUUAUGCCUCUACGUUUUGUACAGUCUGACGCACAAAAUAAA